Molecule: messenger RNA, 1444 nt
Organism: Prunus avium (sweet cherry)
Lineage: Eukaryota; Viridiplantae; Streptophyta; Magnoliopsida; Rosales; Rosaceae
Product: protein trichome birefringence-like 19
Cellular component (GO): Golgi apparatus
Molecular function (GO): O-acetyltransferase activity
Source: RefSeq, a predicted model, not a curated record
AGCCAUAAGCUUCAACUAAUCACAUUAUUAUUGGACCCAUAUAUAUGUAUAUAUGUAUAUUGCUUGAAUCUAUCUUGCUUCACAGUUCUCUUCUCCACCAUGAAAUUUCAUGCCAUUGAUCUCCCUAAUGGAAAAUACACACAACCCAACAACCCCCACAAAAAUCUUUUUCUACUUGCCCUUACUUUAGUUUUGCUGAUUACAAUCCCUCUCUGUCUAAACAACAUCUCAAAUUCCCCAUUGCCGUCUCCUAAGAGCAAUGCCGGCAGUUCGAAAAGCAUGGAAAAAGAAGAUCAAUGCCAGAUAUUUAGUGGGAACUGGGUUCCAUAUCCUGAUGGACCUGCAUAUUACACAAAUGAAACUUGCAAUCUGAUCAUUGAUCAGCAAAACUGCAUGAAGUUUGGGAGACCUGAUACGGAGUUCAUGAAAUGGAGGUGGAAGCCUGAUGCUUGUGAGUUGCCCUUGUUUGAUGCAGCUCAGUUCUUGGAGCUUGUUAGAGGCAAGUCAUUGGCUUUCCUUGGUGACUCCGUGGGAAGAAAUCAAAUGCAGUCAUUGCUUUGCCUAUUAGCCACUGUGACUUAUCCUGAGGACAUUUCUCACAAAUAUUCUUCAAACACAGAUUACUUCAAGCGCUAUGUCUACAAUGAUCACAAUUUCACCAUAGCAAAUCUCUGGUCUCCCUACUUUGUUAAAUCUAGAGAUGUAGAUCCCAGUGGACAUGACUUUAACAGCCUCAUGAGCCUGUACUUAGAUGAGCCGGACGAGGCAUGGCUAACUCAGGUCGAACAAUUCGACUAUGUGAUCGUCUCAGCAGGACAAUGGUUCUUCCGGCCACUGAUAUACCAUGAAAAUGGUCGCGUUAUCGGGUGUCACAAGUGCGGCCAAGACAACAUGACGUCAUUUGUCACCUCCUACGGAUACGGAAAGGCCUUUCGAACGGUGUUUAGAACUCUUCGGAGCCUUAAAAACUACAAGGGGGUGACAUUUCUGAGGACGUUUUCUCCAUCACACUUUGAAAAUGGGGCAUGGAAUGAGGGAGGGAACUGUGUGAGGACAAAGCCUUUUACCAAAGAAGAAACGAAGCUAGAUGAGUAUGUUUUGGAAAUGACUCAAGUGGAGGAGCUAAAAGCAGCAGAAGAGCAAGGCCUGCAGAGAGGCGUGCAGUUUAGGUUGAUGGACACAACAGAAGCUAUGUUGCUGAGGCCUGAUGGACACCCAAACUUCUAUGGACACUCACCUCAUAGGAACAUGACUCUUGCCGACUGUGUUCACUGGUGCUUGCCAGGCCCCGUUGAUACGUGGAAUGAGAUCCUGCUGUAUAUGUUGAAGACAGGGUACAGGCCACCUUGAUGAGAAGAAGCUAUGGAGAAAUGCUUGAUCAAGCAAACGUCAUAUACAUUAUACACACAUUAUAAAUUUUUAUUAUUUGCAUCAUACCAAAAAA